Molecule: messenger RNA, 2423 nt
Organism: Zingiber officinale
Lineage: Eukaryota; Viridiplantae; Streptophyta; Magnoliopsida; Zingiberales; Zingiberaceae
Product: indole-3-acetic acid-amido synthetase GH3.8-like
Exons: 3
Coding region: 452-2290 (612 amino acids)
Cellular component (GO): cytoplasm
Molecular function (GO): acid-amino acid ligase activity
Source: RefSeq, a predicted model, not a curated record
UGGGAGAUUUCAUUCUGUCCAAAACCAUGACCGGCAAAGUGAGCAGAGAACGGCCGGAGAGUAAAGUUGGAGUGUAUUGUGAUUCUAUUCAGUCCCGGCCGCGGAGCGAAGGAGGAUCGCCGGCGGAGAUGCUUGUCCGGCUGGAACCAUGCGCAAGGGUGUCGAAGUGGACGGAGACAGGGAAUAUUGGGUGGUGGACCUCGGGUUCGAGGGACCACAGGGCCCCCAGUGUUGCGUCGAGAGCGGAGACUUCCUGACACAGGCCUGUUGCUCCGUCAGUCCGUCCGCGGAGCCACCGCCCAUCCAACGAUCGCCUCCGCCUAUAAAUAAUUUGCCUGCCGCUCAGGCGAUGACCUCUCCAUCCCUCCUCUUCCAUUACUUUCUUAUCCUCUUUCAGAUCGCAGAGCUUGUUACCUCUGCUAGCUGCUUGACGUUGCGGUAAACCAAAAGAAUGGUCGUUGAGAUGGUGGUGCUUACGGAGAGCGGGAGCGCUGUGGCCAAGCUCGGGCCCGCCACCAACGAGAAGGACUCGGAGAAGCUGAGGUUAAUCGAGGAGAUGACGGCAAACACGGACGAGGUGCAGAAGAAGGUAUUGGCGGAGAUACUGAAGCGCAACGCAGAGACAGAGUAUCUGCGGAGGUACGGGCUCGACGGCGCCACCGACCGUGCCGCCUUCAAGGCCAAGGUCCCCGUGGUUACCUACGAGGACCUGCAGCCAGAUAUACUGAGAAUCGCCAACGGAGACUGCUCCGCCAUCCUCUCCGCCCACCCAAUCUCCGAGUUUCUCACCAGCUCCGGGACGUCUGCUGGGGAGAGAAAGCUGAUACCGACCAUCAAAGAGGACCUUGACCGCCGGCAACUCCUUCACAGCCUACAAAUGCCCGUGAUGAACUGUUACGUGCCGGGGCUGGACCAAGGGAAGGGGCUCUAUUUCCUUUUCGUAAAAUCGGAGAUGAAGACUCCCGGCGAGUUGACGGCUCGGCCCCUUUUGACGAGUUUCAUCAAGAGAGAGCACUUCAAGAACCGCCCCUACGACCCCUACAAUGUGUACACCAGCCCCACCGCCGCCAUCCUCUGCACCGACUCCUUUCAGAGCGUGUACGCUCAGAUGCUCUGCGGCCUGCUUCAGCGCCUCGACGUUCUGCGCGUUGGGGCCGUCUUCGCCUCCGGACUCCUCCGGGCUAUCCGCUUCCUCCAGCUCCACUGGCAGGACCUCUGCAACGACAUCGCCGCCGGCUCUCUCACCACCAAAGUUACCGAUCCCUCGGUCCGCGCCGCCGUGGCCGAGCUCCUCAGCCAACCGGACCCGGAGCUAGCGGGAUUCUUAGCUGCCGAGUGCAGCAAUGGUGACUGGGCCGGCAUCGUCACCCGCAUCUGGCCCAACACCAAGUACCUCGACGUUAUCGUGACGGGCGCCAUGGCGCAGUACAUUUCCACCCUGGAGUACUACAGUGGUGGCCUCCCCAUGGUUUGCACCAUGUACGCCUCCUCGGAGUGCUACUUCGGACUCAACCUCCGUCCCAUAUGUGAACCUUCGGAGGUCUCCUACACCAUCAUGCCUAACAUGGGCUACUUCGAGUUCCUCCCACACGGCGACGACCACGUCCAGAACCAGUCCCAGCGGCUAGUGGAUCUGGCGGACGUGAAGGUAGGCAAGGAAUACGAGCUGGUGAUCACCACCUACGCCGGUCUAAACCGCUACUGUGUGGGUGAUAUUCUGAGGGUGACCGGGUUCUAUAACACGGCGCCGCAAUUCCGAUUCGUCCGCCGCAAGAACGUGCUCCUCAGCAUCGAGUCCGACAAGACCGACGAGGCGGAGCUACAGCGGGCAGUGGGGAGCGCGUCGGCGCUGCUGAGACCCUACGACGGCACCGUGGUGGAGUACACGAGCCACGCCUACACCAAGUCCAUCCCCGGACACUACGUCAUCUACUGGGAACUGCUCGCCAAGGGGGUCUACAACGGCGAUGAAGCGCUGGAGGUGUUGCAGCGCGACGGAGUAAUGGAGCGGUGCUGCCUGGCAAUGGAGGAGACAUUGAACGCGGUUUACCGGCAGUGCCGCGUGGCGGAUGGGUCAAUCGGGCCGCUGGAGAUCCGCGUAGUGCGCGGCGGCACGUUUGAGGAUCUCAUGGACUACGCCAUCUCAAGUGGGGCGUCAAUCAACCAAUACAAAGUGCCGCGCUGCGUCACCUUCCCGCCGAUACUGGAGCUCCUGAACUCCCGAGUCGUCUCCGCCCACUUCAGCCCCGCGCCGCCCACGUGGUCGCCGCUCCGCCGCCCGGCAAACUGAAACACCGCUCGUCCCCGUCGAGAAGGGGAAUAUGAACACUGAAAAUAAGUGGUUCCGCGCAUGAUCUGUUUCCUCUGUUUUACCGUAUUAAGUAACUAAAAGUCGUCGUUUUUUUUUCGGCAAUUUACCAAAA